CGACCAAGUACAAUGUGCGACCGGAUCAGCUCGAGAAGAAACAGCCCCAUGUAGUGCCUCCAUGGUAGACGCCGCCAUCAGUCAGCAUAGCCAAGUCGGCGGAAGAAGCAAUAAAACAACAUGAAAUGGUGGCUACUGGAACAAUCCGGCUCUACACUGAUGGAAGCGGCAUCAACGGCCAUGUAGGGGCGGCUACCAUUGCUCUUGAGCUACCAACAGCAAACGUCAAUAAAGAGAGCUCUGAAUACAUGCGGACAGCAAGUGCUUCAACAGUAUACGCUGCUGAACUUAAGGGCCUGGUGUUGGCACUGCAGGUAAUCCGAGGCCUACAAGGUGCAGGAGUUACAGCUAGUGAUUGCACUAUAUUCACAGACAACCAAGCUGCCUUACAGGCAAUGCAGAACCCAAAAUGCCCCUCUGGACAGCACAUCCUGAUAGAGGUGAUUAGACAAUUAGAUUGUCUCCGACGGCUAGGAUGGCGAAUCAAAUAUUCGUGGAUUCCAGCCGACGCCGGAGUGCCAGGAAAUGAGGUGGCGGACGAAGCUGCCAAAGCGUCGGCCGGUUUCAAUCCACCUACACGCAGACACGAGGCACCGCCAGAACCGGAGAGGCUGAGCAUCCUAAUAGCGACCACGAAGGCGACCAUUCGCAAGACAAUGAAAACUGAGUGGGAGUCAGAAUAGGCUGCAGACAAGCAUGGCAGAGCGCUAUUCAGCC
Molecule: messenger RNA, 717 nt
Organism: [Torrubiella] hemipterigena
Lineage: Eukaryota; Fungi; Ascomycota; Sordariomycetes; Hypocreales; Clavicipitaceae
Source: the annotation of a GenBank genome assembly